AUGAAUUACAUGAAGAAGCUGCUGGGGGGCGGAGGUGCAGGCCCCCCUCCGCUUGCGAACCAGGGACCUCAGGACUCUCUGGGGCUCAUGCAUCUGAAUAAACUCUACGCUGAGUUCGCGGAACCCCCUGAACCGCAAAGAGCAUCUGACCAGCAAGUGAAACUCUACAACAUGCUUCCAUUGUUUUGCAAGGUUUUUGACAACUGUCCGGCGGAAUCGAUGCAAGCCAGCUUCGACAACAUCGUUCCAUUCGCGAGAUCGGUCGCCAAGCUCCUCGUGAGCGAAGUGCGACUUAGGGCUUCGAAUCAAUCAACAGAAAUGGCUUCUUCGGCUAUCGCGCAAUAUCUCGAGCUGUCAGCGAGCCCUGACGAAAAUGCGUCCCAAGGAUGGCUGCUCCUGACGGCUAUAAACCUGCUGGCCGGAGCGGGACCACGCGUCGUCGAAGCCCUCGCGAGUCAGUCACUACCGUCGACGCUCGUGAAAUGUCUGUAUUUAUUCUUCGAUCUGCCACCUCUCAAAGAGAACAACAGCUCGACCGGAGCCGAAACCAUCAAACAACAACUCGAAGCCGAGAAAGAAGUGAACAGCAAUAACGCUGUGGUUUCGCAACAGCCUAGUGAGAGCAUCUCGAGUCACGAGAGGCGAAUUCUGCUGCAGAAGGUUUUUGUUCAGCUGGUGAUGCGCUUAUGCAGCCAGCCGUGCUCUUCCGAAGAGCUGGCGCAUAGGGACGACCUGGCAUUGCUUUUUUCGGCCAUUACAACAUGGUGCCCCGAGCACAACUCGCAGUGGAGGAAAAGCGCGGGCGAGGUGCUCAUGACGGUCUCGCGCCAUGGCCUCACAAAAAACGUCAUCGGCUACAUUCACAAACAGCAAUGCAUUUCGAAUUGUGUCGAUAACAUGCGCAAAAGGAUGCACGAGUUCAGCCCGAGCCAGAAGCUCGAAAUGUUCGUGUGCCUGUUCUGCCUGCUCAAAGAUUCAAGUGAAAUCAGUCAUGUGCUGCUUGAGGAUUUCAAUCAUUGCGCCGGCUACAGCCUCGUCGCCGACUUCAUGCUACGCUGCGAGACGGAUCUCAACGAGGAAAACGAACAGGUCCUAUCAAGCCUCAGCGUCCUACUUACGUCGCUCGUUACUUGCGGUACGGAACCUCUCAAGCCGACGCACCCUCAGAGCCUAUUCCACAUGGACGGCUUUGUUUUACCACCCGCCUUGGCGAGAGGAACCUGUGUGCGAAACCUGGAAGCCUACAAAGUGAUUGAGAUCUGUUUCUGGCGGGCACAGCAGGAGAGGCUCCAACAGCUUUUGCUCGACAGCAUAUCAAGCAUCUUCAGAGCGGAUCCAGCGAACUACUUCAUUUUGGAGCCGACGUUCCCCCUUUCGGCCCUCCUGGAAAAAAUGCACAACAAACCAAAAAAAAUCCGCUGUGGUCUGUUGAAACUAGUCGAGUUCGUGCCGGAAAACCUCCGUUUCGUGCCAUGCAAGGAGAUCGUCGCCAUCAGCACUCUCAUCAAAGACCCGGAAUGCACCGAGGAAACGGGUCUGCUGUGUUUGGAAAGCCUGCAAAACAUACUCAAGGUCAAAGCCUCGCUCUUUAGAAAUGUUUUCCGGGAAGUGGGUCUUCUCGAAGUUCUCGUGUUGAAACUGCAAAUCUGCGACGAGGAACAAGAGCUCGUGCAGCCAAUUAUCGACAUACUGCAGGCUUUGCUAUCCGGAUCUCAGGAGAAUUGCGGGGUGUUCCGCGACUCGGGCGGGAUGAAGUGUGCACAGGGCCUCCUACGGUCGGCGAGAUGUAGACCUCUGGCCCUGAAUCUAUUCAAAGAAGUCAUGACGUCAUCAGCAAAUCCCGACGAAGACAUGACCUGGCUCCUCGCAGCCGUUCAGACUGCCGAUGCUCAGGUCGAGUUGAAAAUCGACUGCCUUCUGACUCUCUACGCUUUGCUGGGAGAGAGCCAUCGGAUUCGGAGUGUAUUCAGAAAAGUUGGGGGCUUCGUGUACUUGAUGACGUUGUUGGCGUGUCUCGAGGGUUGUCUAUCACCAACCCAGUCGCCCCACAGACCCCCGAAACUCAUGAAACUUAUCCGUACGAUCUUCGACACAAUCGCCAUCGCGAUGCGAUACGAGCCCGCGAACGCCAAAGUAUUCGCCAGUGAGAUCUGCCAGACGAACUCGCUUGUGGACUCGGUGAAACUGCUCGGCUCUUUCGCUUGCAGCGACGCAACGAAAACCCUCGAGCAAAUCCACUCUGUGUUCACGAGCAAUUGCGAGGACAAGGUGACCGAAUACGACCAUCUGGACCUGUGCACACUGGUCAUGAGAUAUCUGUACGACAUGGCCAUCGACUGCAACUUGACAGCGUCGAAACUGCAACUUCAAACUGGUCAGAACUCGCACUGUACCGUCCUCCCGCCAGGAGCAGCAUUGUGUUUGACGUUACCGCCAACGGAAGAUCCCCUCAUUGUGCACUCGGGGGUCGUCACAGGACUCCUUCAAAUACUACCGUCGCUUUGCGACAAGAACGUACAACUCUACAUGGCUGAAUUACUUAGAUCUUUGGUCAGGACCGAAAGGAAUCAACAGAUCAUGUGUCAGGCAGGAUUAGCUGGUCAACUGGUGUCGAAGAUGAAAUCGGCACUCGAAGACGAAAGUCAUCAACUCCAUAUCGUCACCCAAUACAUGCUGGAACGUUUAGCGGCCCAGGCACUCGAGCCGCGGGAGCUCCGGGCGUUUCUGCGUCUUGGGAGUCCUCUACGCUGUGAUGGACCCUUCAAGGACGGUGGAUCCGUUCCUUUAACCCGAAUCAAAACCCUGGUAUCGAUGACAACCCCAAAAGACGGACCGACCUUGUCCACGGUGUCGGCGGCGUUUGUCGAGUUCUCCCUCCAGCGCGAGGGCUUUUCGUGUUUGUUUCUUCCCUCGAUCGCUCCGCAGUCCCUCUCCGGACCUGCGAUGGUCGGAGUUGGAGCUGCCGCUGAUAACGUGUUGGGUGGAAUCGGAGCCGGAGACCGAGUUUUUCCACCCCAGACAGGUCUGACGUUUUCAACUUGGUUCCUGGUGGAGCGUUUCAGUGGCUCACACCCUGUGCGACUACUCAAUAUAACUCGCCAAAUGCGUGAAGACCAAACACCGUGUCUAGCGCUCGAACUCUCCGAGAGGGAAGUUCGUGUCCAGGUGAACCAGGACAGAGCACAGUAUCCCGUCGGAAGAGGCAUUGCCUGUGGAGAAUGGCAUCAUAUCGUCGUAUGCCUCACGAGAUCGGUCCUCAAGAACAACUGCUCGGUCGGACUCUUCUUCGACGGGGUGCAGCUGCACGGGAAUCACAGUAAACUCAGUUACGUGCCACAAUACUCUGGAGCAGGAUCUCAAAAUAUUUUCGCCAUAAUCGGUACGACACCGCUGCAACGCCAAGUGUGCGGUCUAACCUGGAAGCAGGGACCGUGCCAUCUUAUAGAAGAGCCGCUCGGGGAACAAUCCGUAGUGCAGCUGUUUACCCUGGGUCCCGCCUACGUGGGUUCACUGCAGAGCCAGUCGGGACUCCAGGUUCAGGAAGAGAGAAUUACAUUUGGGCUAAACGCGACUGCCGUGUCCACCAUGACUCUGGCCAAGAUGCGACGCGUGUACUCGAAGCACGACUGCAAAGCGAUCGCCAAGAUGCUGGGGCUGUCUUCUCACGAGAACGCCACCCCCAUCAGGAUAUUGCACAACUCUGCCGCCCAUCUGGCUGGGGCAGCCCGAUCGCUUGGAGCAGUUCUCAUAGGAUACCUAGGCGCGCGAACUUUCGUGCCGCGACCCGUAGCGGUCACGAUGGAGAGCGUAGGAGGCACUGCAGCUCUUCUAGCGCUAGUCUCUUACGCGAGCAACGUAGAGUCGCUGUACGCGUCACUAAAGGUCCUGGUUUGCGUGGUGAGAGCUAACCGUCCCGCGCAACAGGCCAUGGAACGCACUAAAGGAUACCAAAUAGUCGCCGCUCUCCUCAAGAACAAGAGCGCACUGCUUAACUGCCACAUACUGCACCUAGCCCUGAGUCUUGUGGGAAGCGCCGAAUGCGCGCCGACCGCCGCCGGUCGGAAUUCCAUCGCGCCUUUUCGGGACAUUCUAUGCAACCUCGACGUGUGGAGGGACUCCGCACAAGAUCUGCAGCGGUCUCUCUACGAACAUCUGCUGCAAGUGGCAUCCGAUUCGCCGGAAACCGUGACGCUGAUGAGGGAACUGGACCUUGUAUCGCGCCUCAUCUUCACGCUAUCGGAACCCUCCAGAAUGGCGCCUCAAACCGUAGCGACUUGCUGUGAUCUUCUCAGAUUAAUGCUACAAAACACGCCUCGGAACUGUGACAUUCUACGAUUCGGUCAAUUCAUAAUCUGGACGCUGCCACCACGACAGCAGGAAAGCGUGUUCACGACUCUUCGGGUCAAGUGCCUGCAGCUCUUGAGCGCCAUGGUUGCGCCGUCCAAAUCGGCGGUCAACUCGGGCCUCUGUGAACAGAUUUCCAAAGUUCUCGGCUUGGACUGGUUCGUCGUGCUGCUCUCCGCUCACCUCGACCUCAGUACCAACCUGAUCGCACUUCAACUGCUGUCGUGCAUGCUGUGCCACCAGAAUCUUUUGCUGAAAUUCCGCGACGCUAGCAGUAACGGAGGAUGGCUGCAGGAAACCGACCCGGUCCUGUUGGGCCUUCGCGUGAACACUCAAUUGCGCAACAUCAAACAGGAAGUCCUCCAUAUCGGUGGUUUCCAAUCGCUCGAGUGGACCCUCGCCAAGAUCCAUCCUAACGCCACCUUCAGCAACAUGCUCCUAGCGAUGUUGUUCUCGAGACCAGUGACGAAACUACCGUGCGAAAGCGUCGAGACGGGCCCGAUCAACAACGACGUGUUCGUCACGCUCUGCGCGGUCCUUAGAUCGAUGCUCAGUAGCGGCAACGACAAGGCAGCCAUGGCCAUUCUGGAAGUAAUUUCGAGGCGAUGGAGCGAUUUGACCGCGUGUUGUAUCAACAACGAGGAAUCAAUCUCAGCUUUGGCGUCAAUUGUGUUCCCACCGGGAAAUCCGAACCAAGUUCCCGAAUUCGAAUCGAACAAAGACGAAAACCUCCAUUCAGGAGAAAGUGUCGGGUUGACAUUUGCACUUCUCACUAAGCUCAUGCUCGAGGGACUGGCGUCGGUGCAAAACGCACACAUCUUAGACUAUCUGAUGAACAUCGAGUACUUGGCGAGCUCAGUGGAGCAGCAGCGCCAGUUCAGCACGGUUCUAUUAUCGAACACCAUAGCCGAAAUCGGAGAUCUCAGCGGAAUUUCUCAAAAUAAUCUCACUCAAUUCAUUGUCGGUCUUGUCGACAAAUUGUGGCUCGGUUUGUACACUGCACCGGGAAUAAGCGUCGUCAACUUUGUGUCCAACGUGCUCCUGAACAGUCAAGGAGUUCGGAACUACGAUAUACUGCGAUCGAUGGGCCGUUCCGUGCUAUUUGUUCUCUCCCGAGACUGUGAGCUGCAAGAGAAACUUCAGUGUCUCCAUCUGCUCAUAAGCAACGAGGCUCUGCUGCAUCUAGACGCGGAAAUUCUUGCCGCCCUGACAUAUUCUCUCGCACAGUUUGCUCAACAGUGCCCUCUACCAAUGGAAACGGUCCGUCGGACGACGAUCCACAUUUCGCCGAGUGCAAGCAUCGCUCUAGCCUCGCAGGACGAAGCGAACCUGUUGAUGGCGGCAGCUGCUUGCAAGCUUUGGCAAAUGAUUUACCAGAGAAGCAAAACGCAGUUGGAGGAUAUUUGCCGCUUCCAAUUCAAUACUUCUAACAACACGACGCAAAAUACCGGAUCGACGCAGACUACGAGCGAGGCUCCCGACCUCUGUCAACUGUGGGAGACUAGCAGAGAGCCCCUAAAUAAAGCGUGGAUCGCCUUCCUCGAAGCCGAACGAGCUGGAAAAGGGAGCAUGAUAGGAUCGGCGGACAUCUCAUCGCAGAUCCAGAAUAGAGUGUCGAGACUGACGGGAGGCCUGAGUAGGCUAGCGAGUAGGAAAAUUCGCAAAGUGGCCGUGGUCGCGAGUGCGGCGCACACUCUGGCGUCCUCUGGCGUGAACGCGGAGAGCAUGACGAUCAGCAGCAUGGCCGUCAACGCAGCUACAGCCACUGUCACUCAGAAGAUCACUCAGUCGAUGAACAGCAAUAGCAGCACCGUCACGAGUCUAUCGCACGACGAGUAUGAUAUGUGGACACAGAUACACAUUGCCAUCGUACAGGAUUUAGUUGACUUGAGGCUGAAACAACUGUACGCGAAUUCGUCCCAUCUGCAUAAGCACGUCAUGCAGGAGUGGACUCGAAUGGAGAGCGAGCUGAGCGAGGAAAGAGGGCUAUGGGGUCCUAUGGAAGCUUCGUCGCUCGACAAGUGGAUGCUCGAUUCGACAGAGAGUGGACCUUGCCGUAUGCGCAAGAGAACUUUGAAGAACAAACUUUUCUACCAACACUAUCCGUACAUUGAACAACAGCCCAAUCAGCAGCUAAAGUAUAAGGUGGCAACUAGCUUAGAUAGCAAACUGUACUACGAGCAGCUGGGUCAACUGCUCGGUAGUGGUCCCAACUCCCCCGACGCACAAAGUGCUGGGCGUCAACAGUCCUUACCAUCGACGUCGAGCGAUUACGAAGGUUUGGUAAACGUCGGGGGAGCUAGCAGCAACAAACAACUAUUGUCCGAAAGCGACGACGAAGAGGGCGAUAACGCCAGCCAAGGAGACGGUUCGCCGCACAGCCAGUCGGUCGCGCGUCUACUCGAAGAAGGCGAAAAAAUAACCCACAUGUUCCGCUGUGCUCGAGUUCAGGGACUCGACACUUGGGAGGGUUUGCUCUUGUUCGGAAAAGAGCACUUCUAUGUCGUCGACGGUUUCACUCUUUUGAAGACCCGAGAGAUCCGCGACAUCGAUUCGAUCCCGGAACGAAUGCACGAGCCCAUCAUUCCGAACUGCACUCCGAUCACAUCCUCGUCCCAAGUGACCGUGAAGCAGGGAAGGAUGUGCUCUAAAUUCAGUUAUGACGACAUUCGCGAGGUCCACAAACGCCGCUACCUCCUGCAACCGAUCGCGUUGGAGGUCUUUUCGGCGGAUGGGAGGAAUUAUCUUCUCGUGUUUCCUCGAAAAGUGCGUAAUAAAGUCUACGCGCGCUUUUUGUCCUUGGCCACGGGAAUCACCGACUCAGCACACGAGAGUCUGGCGGGUCAGAGGAGAUCCGCCAACGUUGAGAGCGGAGCUGGAAUACUCUCAUCCCUGAUCGGUGAAACGAGCGUCACCCAACGAUGGCUCCGAGGAGAAAUUUCGAAUUUCCAGUAUUUGAUGCAUCUCAACACGUUGGCCGGACGAUCCUACAACGACCUGAUGCAGUACCCGAUCUUCCCGUGGAUUCUUGCCGACUACGACUCUGAGACGCUGGAUCUGACCGAUCCGAAGAGUUUCCGUGACCUCUCGAGACCGAUGGGCGCGCAAACCUCAGACCGACUGGAGCAGUUCUGCAAACGCUACAAGGAGUGGGAUGAUCCCGAAACACCGCCUUACCACUACGGCACGUUCUACUCCUCAGCGAUGAUCGUAGCUAGUUACCUUGUCCGCAUGGAGCCCUUUACUCAACAUUUCCUGAGGCUACAGGGCGGUCACUUUGAUCUAGCCGACCGAAUGUUCCACUGCAUUAAAGAUGCUUGGACAUCGGCUUCGCGACACAAUAUGGCGGACGUCAAAGAACUGAUCCCCGAAUUCUUCUACCUCGACGAGUUUCUUCUCAACAAGAACCGUUUCGAUCUCGGAGCGAAGCAAAGUGGUGUUCAGCUAGACAACGUGGUUCUGCCCGCGUGGGCAAAGGGCGACGCGCGCGAGUUUAUUCGUCUGCAUAGGCAGGCCUUGGAGAGUGAUUACGUCUCUGCACACCUACACGAAUGGAUCGACCUGAUAUUUGGUUUUAGACAACAGGGCCCACCGGCCGUCGAAGCCGUAAACGUUUUCCACCAUCUGUUCUACGAAGGCAACGUGGACAUAUAUUCGAUCGAUGAUCCACUCAAGAAGAACGCCACGAUCGGCUUCAUCAACAACUUUGGCCAAAUUCCCAAACAGCUGUUCAAAAAACCCCAUCCCGCGAAGAAAGUCGAUCUGGGAACGCCCAAACCCUUAUUUUAUCACAAAAUCGAAUGUCUUCGACCUACAAUGCACCCGGUCCGCGAACUCAAAGGACCAGUGGGUCAGAUCGUACAGCAGGAGAGGUCCAUAUUGGCCGUCGAACAGAAUAAAAUGCUCCUGCCCCCCAAUCAGAAAUACGUUUCAUGGGGCUUCGCCGAUUAUUCCCUGCGGAUCUGCAGCUACGAGACCGAGAAAUGCCUAAUGGUAUGGGAACAGGUUCCCAACGGGGAGAUUCUCUGUGCGACGUGUCCGGAUGCCAAGACGAUCAUCACGGCUGGAACGUCGUGUGUUCUCAACGUAUGGACCGUCACCCCAAAAAAACUCGACCUCAGACAUCAGCUCUACGGACAUAUCGAGCCCAUCACCUGCGUCGCGUCCUCGAGACCCUUCAAUCUCAUAAUAUCCGGGUCUCGCGACGAGAGCUGCAUACUCUGGGAUCUAUCUCGAUUGGCCUUCGUUCGUCAAAUCCCCACCGACUUCGGAGCACCCGUGGCGGCCGUUUGUAUCAACGACGUUACAGGCGACAUCGCAGCCUGCGCCGCGACCCGUCUGUACGUGUACAACGUGAACGGAGUUCUUAUAGCCAACGUGGACAUGGCCGUGUCUAUCGGACAGGCCAGGUCUCAUCAGAUACUUUGCGUCAGUUUCUCUCAGCUAAACGAAUGGGACAAAGAUAACGUUAUUAUCACCGGGUCGUCGGACGGCGUCGUGCGGAUGUGGUCCCCAUCAGUUGAUUCUGAGGGAGCUUCGAUCAUCCUCCGUGGGAAGCUCACCAUGCACACCGCAUUCGAACGCCAGGACAACAAGGAACCAGCGGCCGUGACCGCUAUCGGUAUUUCUCGAGAUCAUCGACACAUCUACGUGGGCGACGCUCGAGGUCGCGUUUUCCAAUGGAGUGUGUCAAGUGAGGCCGGAUCCCGCAGCGAUCACUGGGUUCGAGACGACGUCACCGAACAAUGUACCAACCCGCAGUGUCAGGUCAGGUUCUCCUUGACGGAGAGGAGGCAUCACUGCAGGAAUUGCGGACAGCUUUUUUGUGCCAAAUGCAGCCGAUUCGAAGCCCAAGUCAACCGGAUCGAUUCGGAAAGGAGCGUCCGAGUAUGUCAUUCAUGCUUCCAGUCGCUAUCCGUGGCAAGCAACUAG
Galendromus occidentalis (western predatory mite) is the source of this 9276-nucleotide messenger RNA. It is a transcript of the gene bchs, whose product is annotated as WD repeat and FYVE domain containing 3 bchs. Lineage: Eukaryota; Metazoa; Arthropoda; Arachnida; Mesostigmata; Phytoseiidae. Gene Ontology annotation, molecular function: protein binding; metal ion binding. The record is from RefSeq and is a predicted model, not a curated record. The coding region runs from base 1 to 9276 and encodes 3091 amino acids. The transcript is spliced from 22 exons.